Molecule: messenger RNA, 2151 nt
Organism: Lycium ferocissimum
Lineage: Eukaryota; Viridiplantae; Streptophyta; Magnoliopsida; Solanales; Solanaceae
Exons: 2
Coding region: 108-737 (209 amino acids)
Source: RefSeq, a predicted model, not a curated record
CAAUACGAGUCUUUGACCUCUUUGUUUCUUGUUAGAUCAUCAGGCUUGUCGAUAAGAUAGUGAGUUAUAGUGGAGUUUGAUUGAAUUGGUUGUUAACUCAGUUGAAAAUGAUUGUUGUUGCUCAGCAUCGGAAUCAAUACUAUGGGAGAAGUAGGGCACAUGAUCCUACUCGAUUUGAGUCAUUUGGUUCACCUCCUAAUUGCCGGGCUUUUGAGUCCCGAGCAGGUUCAUUUCAAACCCAAUCUAAGUCUUGCAAGAUACCUGGCACUAAACGGCCCUCCUCGGGUUCUUUGUCUCCCAAAACACGAUCACCUUUAGCAUCACUGCCUGUUAAUACUGUUAAGUCUUACUCUGAAGAUCAAACGAAAUCAAGAAAACCAGGCAGAAGUAGCACGGUUGCGAUACCAUUUAACCUCAAAGUGGAUGUUGGUUCUAGGAAUGAGGUUUUCUUGAAUGAUGAGUUUCCAUUUUCUGAACUAUGGGCGGGACCAGCAUAUUCAAAUUCUCCUUCCCCUAGUUCUUUGCCCAUGCCCAAAUUUUCUCUCAGGCCUAAAAGGACUGCCUCUCUUGAAUUUCCUGCUUCAGCGUCUGAUAUUGAUUUACGUCCCGUUGCCAAGUCAGCACCAGCAUCCCCAACCAGGGAGCGUGGUCCUUCUCCAGGAAUUGUAUUUGACAGUACUGACUCUGCGACACAGACUCUUCGUCGCAUGCUCAACCUUGAAAUUAUAGAUGGAUGAAUGUGUGGUUGGAGUGCUGAGUAGCAGCUUAGUAGGGGAUUAUGUAGUUUUCGUAUUGGGUAAUAGUAGAAAGUACAAAUGGUGAAUAAAUCAGUUUUUACUCUUUAGUUUGAAAGUUAUGGUUUUGCUUAGUGUUUGUCAUGGUAGAGAACAGCUUUAGUUCAGUAGUGAAGUUUCAGCACCUGGUAAGAGUGUUUGUUUUAAGGGAAAUUCGAUAUGAGCAAUGGCUGGAUGGUCAACUGUCUCCAGGUACAUUCAAAGUUCGUGCAUUUAUGUGCGCUUGUGCAUAUAUCAGUGGAAGAAGAAACUGGGUGUUGAGUGCAAUGCUCCUAUUGUAGUAAUUAAUAGAUAGCUUGUAGUUCUUUGUAGAGGUUGCAGAAGUUGUUGCUCAACUAUCGACAAUGCUCCGGAGAUCACUUCAUCAUAACCAUCAAUUCUCAUUCUUGGUUCUACUUGUCAUAGGAUUGUUCCUUUAGAGAUUCUGUUUGUCAGAGAUAUUGUAUAUAUCUUAGACCUUACCAGAUUAGUUAACUUCCCUUUAGACUUCUGUUCUAGUCAGUUACCAAACUCUUAGCCGUUUCAUCCAAUCUUGCAUCGUAACCUUCUCUCUCUCUUUGUAGAUUCAAAUUCACGACUAGAAUAGGAUAAUUUGGUUUAUCUGAGUCCUUGCUAUUCCUUGAAUGCCUGAAUUGGCUGGUCAUUAUACCUUUUGUCUGUGUUAUUUCUUCUUCUCUUUGACUUUGAAUAGGAUCUAACUCCUACUUCUUCCUCUUGAAGUUUUUUCCCUUUAACCAAUUUUCUGUUUUUUGGAAUGAAAAUCGGGAAAGGGAAUUUGUAGUUAGUUGUAUCCUUUUCGGUUCCUGGUUUUUGGUAUCUUCCCUUUUAGCGUUCCUCCUGUGAGUCCAAUUAUGCCUGUUAAGUAGUUUAUUCCACUCAGCUUGCCUCUGGAGAUGGUUGAUCAUCUAGUUAUUGAUAAGCACUUUUAGGAGCUGUUGGAAGAAUGUUGAAGAUGCUGUUCUCGUUGCUCUGACCUUGGUGGCACCACUCGUUAUGUUUCAUUUCAGUGUCUUUAUAGUACAUGCAGUCUGUAGGUCUUAAGACCAAACUGCUAGUUACUACUGCAGUGAUUAUCUAGUGUUGUUAUGUUUUAUGUUUUGGAGCUUUUACAUUUGUCGUUGAACUUAGGAACUUCUUGUUAUUGUUAAGGUAGCAUUUUGAUGAAGACUGUAGUUCUGUUUCUCUACGUACUGUUGUUUGCCUGUCGAAGUGCUGCUGCUCAGGCAUAGUAUUUACUUUGCUACAUGCCCACCUCUUUUGGUAUCAGAAAUUAUUCACUUAGGCUCUGCUUAUGUUGUACCCUGGCAAGAGGCAACCCAUUUUCAGUUUGUCUUUUAAUAAUGAUAUUUUUUAGUCA